Molecule: messenger RNA, 1979 nt
Organism: Puntigrus tetrazona (Sumatra barb)
Lineage: Eukaryota; Metazoa; Chordata; Actinopteri; Cypriniformes; Cyprinidae
Gene: septin5a
Product: septin 5a
Exons: 13
Coding region: 297-1427 (376 amino acids)
Biological process (GO): regulation of exocytosis; cytoskeleton-dependent cytokinesis
Cellular component (GO): cell division site; septin complex; microtubule cytoskeleton
Molecular function (GO): molecular adaptor activity; GTP binding; GTPase activity
Source: RefSeq, a predicted model, not a curated record
AGCGUGAGACAGACGGAACCCGAGCAGAGCAGAGACGGCCUGAAACAUGACCACCAACAUCCGAUAUAAGAGCAGGAUGAUGAAAUCCGAGGACAGUGAGUCUUUCAUUCAGUCAUGUGGGGAUUCCUCUGCCUGCCUGUCUGAACACGGCGCGCUGGGAUGUGCCGUGGGCAAGAGACAGACCGAAAACAGGGAAAGGGAAACCAGAGAGGGUUUAUAAAGGCAGAGAGUGAGAAAGUGAGGGUCACGCAGGUUUAAAGAGGGACGGCACACAUUACUGAGACGUCUGGUUCAGGAUGGACUCCAUGAUGCUGCAGGAGAAACUGGUGGAAAAACUUCUGUGUCCUCGAACCAGGACUACCAGACAGAAGGACAAGCAGUACGUUGGCUUCGCUACGCUUCCUAAUCAGGUCCACAGGAAGUCGGUGAAGAAGGGCUUCGACUUCACUCUGAUGGUGGCAGGUGAAUCUGGAUUGGGAAAGUCUACUUUAGUUAACAGCCUCUUCCUCACAGAUCUCUAUAAAGACAGAAAAUUAUUAAAUGCUGAAGAGCGCAUUAAUCAGACGGUCGAGAUCACCAAACAUACAGUCGACAUCGAGGAGAAAGGGGUCAAGCUCAAACUCACCAUUGUGGACACGCCGGGCUUUGGAGACGCAGUCAAUAACAAUGAAUGCUGGAAGCCCAUCACAGACUACAUCGACCAGCAGUUUGAGCAGUACUUCAGAGAUGAGAGCGGACUGAACAGAAAGAACAUACUAGACAACAGGGUGCACUGCUGCCUGUACUUCAUCCCACCGUUUGGACACGGUUUGCGGCCGGUGGACGUGGAGUUCAUGAAGGCUCUGCACGAGAAAGUGAACAUCAUUCCUCUGAUCUCUAAGGCGGACUGUCUCACUCCUAAUGAGGUCAAAAAGCUCAAGGACAGGGUGAGAGACGAGAUCGAGCGCUUCGGGAUUAAAGUGUAUCAGUUCCCCGAGUGCGACUCCGAUGAAGAAGAGGAGUUCAAACAGAUGGACAAAGAGCUGAAGGAGUGCACUCCGUUUGCCGUCAUUGGCAGUAAUACAGUGGUGGAGGCCAGAGGUCAAAGGGUCAGAGGUCGUCUUUACCCCUGGGGUAUCGUGGAAGUGGAGAAUCAGUCUCACUGCGACUUCGUGAAACUGAGGAACAUGCUGAUCCGCUCUCACAUGCACGACCUGAAGGACGUGACGUGCGACGUGCACUACGAAAACUACAGAGCCCACUGCAUCCAGGAGAUGACCAGUAAACUGGCGCAAGAUAACCGUACGGACAGUCCGCUCCCCAUCCUGCCUCUGCCCACACCAGACGUGGAGACGGAGAGACUCAUUAAGAUGAAGGAUGAAGAGCUGAAGAGAAUGCAGGAGAUGCUGGAAAAGAUGCAACAACAGAUGCACGAGAAAGACCAGUGAUGCUCACACACACACACACACACACACACACACACACACGGCCCUCCCAGCAGCCCUCAGAUGUGAAUGCAUUUAAAUGAUACUGUAUUAUAUCAUAUCUACAGGUCUGAGCGUCUGCUCGGUGCUUCUGUCCGCCUGCCGCUGUCACGUGAUUCAUCAUAAACCUGUCUAACUUAAAUUAACCUCUAAAGGACGUUUCAUUUGCUUAGUAAGACGAACGUGUGUGUGUGAGUUGUUCUCAGAAACAGUGUAGGGGUUCAGUGUGUGUGUGUUCGGAGAGACACGCUUUUGCUAUGAAUUUGUCGGGUUCGAUGGUGGUUUUUAUUUUUAUAGUGAAUGUGAACAUGAAUAUGGCUCUGAUAACUGUUACCGAGAAACAUCCUCGAUUCGGACGGCCGCUUUUUGCUCGUUUUAUAACAACAAUAAUCAGAAUCAAAUCUAUUCCAUUAUUAUGAGUGUUAAUGGCCUUUAAUAAUUUAAUAAUUUAUAUUAUUAUGUCAAUUGUUUAUGUAAAUCUUGAAGUAAAGCUUGCUAAUAAAUGUGAAUAAUUUA